CGAACUUCCACUAGCGACGCAGUCGCUUUGAGUUGACUGCGGGGUUGUAUACGUCGGUUCGGUCACGACUUCCCCUACUCCGCGUCUCCGGUUUCGCGGACUCUUAUCGCUCUCGUUGCGAUAAACGGUUAUCGCCAUUUGGCAUUUAGCGACAGCCAGAACACUCGAGCUCGGAUUUCUCGUCAGUGUUUGCAGUGUAAAAAGCCACCAAGAUGACGGUGAUCACGAAAGCGAUCACGGAGAAGAAGGCGUCCGACAAAAUGGAGCAGCCAUUGUUUGUGGAGGAAAAUGCAACGGAUACGAAAGCUGAUCCUGAAGCAGCACGUUCAAAAGCAGAUGCAGUUCCGACCAGCCGUUACUUUAUUUCCAGAAGGAGUAUCCAUCGUAUACAUAUGACAGCGACAUUUUUGCUCUUUCUUCUCGCGCUGCUGAUACUGCUUAUUGGCAUGAUCGGCGGCUUGUACAUCUACAAACAAUAUGCGAGGACUCAGAUGCGCAGAUUCCGUACUGGCUGGUACAGCAUUCCUUACGACAGCUCAAAUAAAGCGUCCUAUGGCAGUAAUGCGGUUCAUCAGGGACUGUUGGCUGAUUCUGAUCUCUUUACCAAGAGUCUCACCAGGGCCAUGGAGCAGGAUGCGCUGGACAUCGCGAGGCACAUAGAUCAUGAUAUCAAUAAUUUCUUCAAAGAGAGAUUUGAGAUUGAUCUUGAGAAUGAACACUAUGAAAAGAUCGACGUGCCUGAUUUUCGCGGUGGACGACAAGGCCGCUUCAUACACGAUUUCAACAUUAAUAAAACAGGUAUCAUAGAUAUUGAUGGUCAGUCUUGCUUUGUCAUGCCUCUGAAUCGUCAACGCGUAUUACCGCCUCGUAAUAUGUAUGAUCUCCUUAGAAAAAUGUACAACGGUUACUAUGAGGUCGACACCGCGGUCGUACGUGAAACUAUGAAAGUAAUCACACCACCAAUUACCGACAUGUCAAUCGUCGGAACGUAUAUAGCACGUGAAUGCCAAGACUUGCCUACCUACAUGCUGCAGAAAGUUAAUUCUACUAGUGUUGUAAAACGCAGCGCAUCGCAGAGCGGAGUGUUCGGUCAGUUCGCCGGCAAUAGUAUUAUGGAAGUCGAUAUCGUGAAUUUAGAGGACUUCGAAUGAAACUACAAGAAAUUGAGCAGUGAGAAUUUUCAAUUAUUCUAGAAUAUUAAAACCACCAGUAGAUCAAUGUAUAAAAAUUAUAAGCUGUCCAGGGCAAACUUAGGUAAAUAUUCCGUCGAAUUUAAAAUUGUUACUCUUUUUAUCAAAUGCUACAAUUAAUUUCAUGUUUUUAGCUUUUUUCCAAAUUAUGUUUCAGGUAUAUUCCCACAUUUAUAUCGAAACCUCCAUGAGUCUUUCCAUUUUCAUUACACUUAAAAAAGAAACGUUUAAUUUUAAGAUAUUAAAAUGUUUUAUUUUUGUCCCCGUUUUUUUAACUUACAAAUGUUUUAGUUUUAAACAGUGUUUAAAACACUGAAACAUUUAAAGUUAUCAAAGAUUUUAGCUUUAAAUGUUUUAGUGUUUUUAAAUUUAUCCAUUAUUUAAAACUAAAACAUUUUUAAUAUCUUAUAAUUAAACACUUCUCUUGUAAGUAUAGUUGUUCCAUUUUAAUUUUAGAUAUAUAACAUUAUGAAUGUUAUUUGAAGUACAUGGUUAUCGAUCUGAAGUAUAUAAUAUAUCAUGAGAAAUACUUCUUUAUAAUAUAUCAUCUUCAUGAGAGGUUAAACUGCGUGAACGACUGAAUCACUAUAAAAAGAUGCAAGAGAAGUUUAGUAAGAUACAUUGCCUGCAGGUUCUUAUAGGAAAAUUAAUAUUUCUUCCAUAUUCUCGUGGUAUAUUAUUUAAACAGGUAGCAAAUGUGUUAAGCCAUAAUAAUAAAACGUUUAUUAUUAUGAAUUCUGGCAUACACAGCUUGUUGACUAUAUUUAUGAAUGUCUGCGUUAAUAAUCGAUGAAAUCAGUAGAGUAGCCGUGCACUAAGUGGUCGCGCUUACGACGCAGUUUUACGAUGCGUUAUUAUCAGUACUAUAGAUAUAUAUUCAUUUGUGAAUUCUAUUUAGAAAAUCUAUCGCGUUAUGGACAAUGCUUAAACACAGUAUAAGCUCGAGAUAUAAAACACGAAUUACUUAUAUCGCAGAAUUGAAAAUAAUUUUCAAGAUAUGUUUCUAUAAGAGAUAUAUUGGUUUUGCAGUUGUAAUUCAUGUAAAAUGAAGGUGAUUUCUGUAAAACACAUUAAACGUUUAUAAGAUUGCUAUGACUAUAUAAAUAUUUUUACAAAACGCAAUUGAAUUGAAAAGAGGUUACGCAGAAUAUUGAUUUAAAAAAAGUUUUGGUAUGUUUUGACAUUCCAUAUAAGAGACUUGCUUAUCUCUUCUGCAUUUCUAAUCAUAAAUAGAAUUACAUACUUUAAUAUAUAUAUAUAAUAUGAAUACAGUAUCGUAUUUAAAUGUUUUAUGUACCAGUUCAUUGCCAAUUUAUCAUGCAUGAAAGCUGAAACUGUAAACCAGAACUGGAAUAGAUAAGAUAUUCGUGACUAAAUACAAUUUUACCAUUAGUUUAUUUUGAUGUAUUGUCACACGUAAAUAAAAAGAAAUCGUUUUUAUUUUGUUUUUCAUUUUUUAUUACACGCGUACGGCAUUCAUUGUCGACAUUCAGAGAUAUACUCUGAUAUUCAUAGUCUUAUAUACUUUAAUCUUAAAUACUGCCUAAAUCUCUAAUAUUUAUGAAAUGAGUCUCUAAAUUCAAUUUAGAAUAUUUUAUAAUAAAAAUUGGACCUCAGAUUCUAAUGGCAUACGAAAAAAAUAAAAAUUUUAUAGUUUGUUUCAUGUGAUAGAUUGAUUCAUGUGAUCAUUAUUAUUUAUUAAAUAAUGUCGAAAUUAAGAUGGCACAUUAAAUAUAUAUUAUUUUGUAGAAUGAUUUUGAUAUUGACGAACAAUUAGAUGUACACAAAAAUACUGCAUUGUAUUUUCGAAUUUAAAAUAGUUGAACUAUUCAAUACUCACAUGAAAAAAACUUAUUAAAUUUUUUUUAUAAAUCAACCGAGAUGAAGAAAAUAUGUAUGUAUUAAUGUAUGCAUAGAUCACUGAGUUAUGGACCGAGUGCCUGAAUAUUUUUAAUCCAUUUCAUAUCAGUUACGUAUUCUUGCUUGUAUUAUCAGCUCAAUAAACACUCAAAUGUAUAAACAUGCGGUGCGUACACGCCGUUUUAAAUGUAUCCGUAGAUAUGUAGUUUAAACACUGGUGGCAAUAAAUAGUAUAUUAGUUAGUUCCACCACAUUUUCAAGUGGGGAUGGAAAUGCAGAAUGUCUUGUUGAUAAUUGAUUAAUUUCUGUUAAUUCCGACGACAACGCGUAAUUUUAUAUGCGUGAACAUUUAAAUUUUAUUAUAGAAUUACACGAUUCACGUUUCGUGUGAUUAUAGUUAAGUUCCUAUAGUCACUAUAUUUCUAUCUUCAUGAGUUUGAGAAGUUUCCUUAGCUUUAUAGCUUUAAGAAAUCAAAUUUGUAAAACUGUACGCGAAUUAAUUGUAAAGUCUGACGAAAAAAUAAACGAUACAUAUGAAUGUCAGUAUUGGCAAUUGUAAUGAA
This is a messenger RNA of Solenopsis invicta (red fire ant), 3613 nucleotides long. Its product is annotated as integral membrane protein 2C. Gene Ontology annotation, biological process: negative regulation of amyloid precursor protein biosynthetic process. The record is from RefSeq and is a predicted model, not a curated record. Gene Ontology annotation, molecular function: amyloid-beta binding. The transcript has 5 exons. Gene Ontology annotation, cellular component: extracellular exosome; plasma membrane; Golgi apparatus. NCBI's taxonomy places the organism in Eukaryota, Metazoa, Arthropoda, Insecta, Hymenoptera, Formicidae. The coding region runs from base 213 to 1151 and encodes 312 amino acids.